CGAGUCGAGCUGAGCUGAAGUGAGCCAAGCCGAUCAAACCAAGCCAUGGAUCCCCAGGACUGCACGUGUGCCGCCGGUGACUCCUGCUCCUGCGCCGGGUCCUGCAAGUGCAAGAACUGCCGCUGCCGCAGCUGCCGCAAGAGCUGCUGCUCCUGCUGCCCCGCAAGCUGCAGCAACUGUGCCAAGGGCUGUGUGUGCAAGGAGCCGGCCAGCAGCAAGUGCAGCUGCUGCCACUGAGCCACUCGCCUGUGCCUGUAAAUAGCCAGCACACUUCGGGGAUGGGGGGGGGGGCGCACAAAAGAGCUUAUUUUCCAUGUUUUGUAUUUUCUGUACCAGUAGUGUGUAACUGGAUGGAAAUAAAGGAAU
Molecule: messenger RNA, 366 nt
Organism: Nestor notabilis (Kea)
Lineage: Eukaryota; Metazoa; Chordata; Aves; Psittaciformes; Psittacidae
Product: metallothionein-2
Exons: 3
Coding region: 46-237 (63 amino acids)
Molecular function (GO): metal ion binding
Source: RefSeq, a predicted model, not a curated record